Messenger RNA from Cyphellophora europaea CBS 101466, 231 nucleotides. RefSeq lists its product as uncharacterized. The coding region runs from base 1 to 231 and encodes 76 amino acids. The transcript has a single exon. The record is from RefSeq and is a predicted model, not a curated record. Lineage: Eukaryota; Fungi; Ascomycota; Eurotiomycetes; Chaetothyriales; Cyphellophoraceae.
AUGUCUGCCUCAAAGUUCACCGAAAUCAUGGAUCCUCAGUUCCACUGUACAUCUCCAAAUUCGGAUGUACGGUUGGAGGACAUCCUUGCAGCAACCGAAUCCCAUAGCCGUGGCCGAACACCCUCAGAGACCAGUAGCAAUGCUUCUGGUGAGAGCCGCCAGAAUAGUGGCGAGCGUACCGAGAACAAAACGAAGCAGCGUCUAUCGCGCCUCUUGUCCAUCAAGAAGUAG